Symbiodinium pilosum is the source of this 759-nucleotide messenger RNA. Lineage: Eukaryota; Dinophyceae; Suessiales; Symbiodiniaceae. The record is from the annotation of a GenBank genome assembly.
AUCAGUCAAAUACGAGCGCUUGGAGUGCAACGAGAUUGUGCCAGAUCAGGUGAAUUGCGACAACAGCGAUGAUGACCUGAGCAAUUCUAUAGUCUCCGGCUGCCUGGAGAAUUGUGCUCUGCUUCACUCGGAUAGCGACGUAAGCGAGGAAGCCUUGAGCUUCGUUCCGCCCUGGCUUUUUCGAUGUGCGUGUGGGGUGCCACACGAAGUCCAGAAACUCGCCAGAACGAGAGAUGACGAUCGGACGGGGAAGCGGCUUACGAUGUUUUUCACUUCUGGGCCGGCAGUGAGAUUGCUAUGGCCUGCGACAGUCGUCCACCUUACCUUUGCGGCCACCCUCCCUUGGGUGGCGAUGCCCUUCACGCACUGCAAUGCUGAUGGGAAAUCAGUCUACCCAGGUUGGCUCUGGUUGGGAUUCUUCCCCUUCGUCCUCAUCAUGCUGGCCAUUGAGUGGCGCUGCUUCACUUGGACUGUGGUGCCCAUGCUCCAGUGGGUCGAGAACCUGGAAAUACCAUUUGUGGAAAAAGCGCCAUUCCCGGUCUGGCUCGUCUACACGGCUUUCGUAAGCGUAAUCACCCACAUGGACGUGAUGACGCAGGGCCUUUUCCUGGCGACCACACUGCAUAGAUUCCAUUGCGCAGGUUUCAGUCAUGCCGCUGAAUCGUGGAAGGAAGUGUGGGGCACUUCCUUGUUCUCCUGGAUCUCCUGGGGUGCCAACCUGGAGACUCUUGUCAUCCUCAGCUGGGCGAUCUUCGUGAU